This is a messenger RNA of Diaporthe batatas, 981 nucleotides long. RefSeq lists its product as uncharacterized. The transcript has 4 exons. The coding region runs from base 1 to 981 and encodes 326 amino acids. The record is from RefSeq and is a predicted model, not a curated record. Lineage: Eukaryota; Fungi; Ascomycota; Sordariomycetes; Diaporthales; Diaporthaceae.
AUGGGCAUGUAUGCCGACGACUGGGCAAUACUUUUGGCACUUUUCGUCGGUGUGCCGGGGACUAUUGUUCUGUGCGUGCGCAGCGUUCCCAACGGCUCAGGCAAAGACGUGUGGACGUAUUUCCUGAACCUAGCGGCACUCAAGCUGACCUUACUUCUCUUCUACUUGCGCAUAUUCACCACUCCGACAAUGAAACGCCUGCUCUGGGCCACUGUGGUGUUUGAUGUGGUAUACGGCAUCGUCUUUACUCUCGUGGCCCUGGUACAGUGUCGACCUUUAAGCUACUUUUGGCUCCAGUGGGACCGCGAGCAUCAGGGUACGUGCAUUAAUAUAAAUGCUGUGGGCUGGGCGAAUGCUGGAAUAAGCAUUGCAAUGGACUUCUGGAUGCUGGCACUGCCUCUGUCGCAAUUGAAAGGGCUACAACUCCAUUGGAGGAAGAAAGUGGGAGUCGCUUUGAUGUUCUUCGUGGGCACAUUUGUCACCGUUGUCAGUAUCUUGCGUCUACACGCCUUGGUCAAUUUCGCGAAUUCCGAUAACCAAACAUUCGACAAUUUCGAUGUGAUGCUCUGGUCUGCGACGGAAAUCAACACGGGGCUCAUUUGUGCUUGUAUGCCAGCACUGCGACAGAUCCUGCAUUCCCGACAGAGAUACUACCGCUAUGGCAAUGGAAAAGAUGUCGGUCACGUGCCAACCAUUGGAUCAAAGGACGUCGUACCCGUCAAGAAGGGAAUGACUGAGUGGUGGCAAGGUAUCAGCCUCAGCCGAGCCAGCAUGUUUGUGUCUCAGCGGAUGAACCCCAACGUGGCUAGGGCCUUCCGAGAGAGCUCGCCCAUCCAGGAGUUUCCAAGCAAAGGCAUUCAGGUUCAUCGCUCAUUCCAGGUUGAGGACGAUUUGCCUUCCUCUGUGCCGAUGCAAAACCUGAGGCCAUACAUUCCAUCAAGGCCACCGAGGAAUGAAAUCAAAAGCAGCUUCCUAGCAUAG